AUGUUCCUGGACUGGGAUGCAAGGUAUAAGAUUGUAUUGGGAGCUACCCGUGGCUUGGCUUAUCUUCACCAUGACUGCUUUCCUACCAUUGUUCACUGUGAUAUCAAGGCCAAUAACAUCUUGGUGGGACCACAGUUUGAAGCAUUUCUGGCAGAUUUUGGGCUAGCAAAGCUUGUUAGUGCUUCAGAAUGUUCUAGAGUUUCAAAUACAGUAGCAGGUUCUUACCGUAUAUAG
Thlaspi arvense is the source of this 234-nucleotide messenger RNA. The record is from the annotation of a GenBank genome assembly. Lineage: Eukaryota; Viridiplantae; Streptophyta; Magnoliopsida; Brassicales; Brassicaceae.